Molecule: messenger RNA, 18283 nt
Organism: Lymnaea stagnalis (great pond snail)
Lineage: Eukaryota; Metazoa; Mollusca; Gastropoda; Lymnaeidae
Source: the annotation of a GenBank genome assembly
AGUAUUAUAAACUUAUUUUAGUUUUAGUCCUCACUCCUAGUAGUAGUGUAUUUCCAGGCUAGCAAUGUUUUAUAAUUUGGAUCUGUUUAUUUCUCUAUUGACACUAAAAGUCACACAAUCACAAGGGUAUUGUUACUGCAACUGUUUGAAAACAAAAUCCUUAAUCUUAAUCACGUGCAAAUUCAUAUCGCCCCACACUUCGCUAACCUAGAUUAAAACCCUUAUUUCCCCUUGACCUAAAAUAGAAUCGUCGGACCUUCUUUCCAACCAAUCAGAUUUCGUAUAACGGGCUCAGCCUCCAAAAUGUUGGUCACAUGAUCGGCCGAUCGGCUGAUUGAAUAUGGCACAGAGAUAAAAGUAGCAGAGGAUUCUAGGUCUAGAUAAACUAUGAAAAGGAUUGUUUGGUUAUGCAAUUGAGAUAAUUUAAGUCAGACAUGAAUAGAUUCAUCAAUGGAUAAUGAUCAUCAAGACUUACGGAUUAUUUAAAUGAAAAAGGUAAGUUGCUUAGUUAGAGUUCUGGAAUUUCACAUUCAUACUAUACUCAACAACAAAGUACAAAGUAAAGUGAACCGACACAACAGCUGAAACAAAAAAUUCAUUUCUGUAUUAUGUCAGAAAGAAGCAACCUCGGAAGUGAACUUUGGACAGAAUCUAUAUUUUUUAACAAUAAAUGGCCUACCAGGUGAAAGCUGUGUUUUUAUGGAAAUGAAUGGAUUUCUCAUUACCGUUAUUUUCUAAAUAUUUUACACGCGAAUAGUGACACUAGACUUAGGUCUGGGGCUAAUUAAUUAAUAAUUUAGACUUAUAAAAAUGGACAUGCAGUGUAGGCGUAGAGAUAGUAAUGAUAUUCAUAUAACUUUACUUUUUAUAAUACCGGCCUACACUUACACUUUCACUACGCAAUUAAUUAAAUGUGCCAACUACAAGUUCAACAAGUCAACUGCAUAAUAAUAAUAUAAUUAUUAUCAAAUAAAUACUUUGACUAUAGUAUACUGUAGUCGUUGUGUCGUAGUCUUUAUUAUUAUUUUUUUUAAAAUCACAACACAAGCCUCAGACUCGGACUUAACUUGCUAUUAAUCCGGGAGUUAGGUCCAUUACUAAUACAUAUUUAUACUAAUGAUAUGGAACGUAACUGACUUAGACUAACUAGAUCCAAUAGUGGCUCUACUUAGAAUUAGAAGUGAUAUAAAUUAUAAACUAGUGCUAAAACCAAACUCUACUACUAACUAGUAUUACUAAUAUUAAUUAUUAAUAUACUUUAUAUACUUAAUAUACUAUUAGGAGGCCUAGGGCUAGGCUAGUUGAUGCUCAUCAUUCAUUUUGACUUUACUUUGUUACUACUCACUCCCUCAGUAAAACACUAGUACUAAAGUCCUAGUCUUACUCUAACUCAGUAAUAAUAAUAAUAUCUAUAACAGUAACUGUAAUAAAUAGUAGUAGUAAUAGUAUUUAGUAAUAGUUUAAAAUAUCACUACCCCUAAUGGGCCAAUCCAUGAAUGAUGUCCCACAAAUUUUGCUGAUUUUUUUAGGCCCCCCCCCCCCAUUCGUCUCAAAAAAUUACCCCCCCCCCUCAAAUAUNCACAUGCCACGGAAAUCAAAUUACUGCACCUGUGUCAGAAGCAUUUCACUAGAACAGUGGUUCUUAACCAGUGAUAAAAGUACCUCCUCUACUCUGAGGUGUGGAAGACCAGAAAACUGUAUUUGCUCUCAAUACUAGUUUUUGCUGUUUAAAAAAAAAAAAAUCAGUUUUCAUUCAUUUUGAUUUUGAUUAGCAGCAGUAAAUGGUUUUUUUUUUUUUGGUGACUCUUGUUUGCACAUUACUUGUACUGGUAAUUUUGUUCUUUGUUUAUAAAAAGUUAAAGAAAUAAGACUAUUAUAACUAAAUUAUUUAAUUAUUUUUAUAUUUUUAAUUUUAUUACAAUAUAAUUUAUACGGUUGUGGGGGGAUGUUUAAAACGGAGUGAGUCUGCAGCGCUGCAAAAAGAUCAACCCCCUCCCCCCUCAACCAUUUUUUUGAUUCCAUCCCACUUCACGUGGUAGUCCUAAUGCUAUGACUCCCGUCUCCACAUUUAGACAUAAAUUCUCCAGAUUAUCAUUGUAACUACACCUGAUUCUCCUCCUCCUGUAACUGAUUCAAUCCAAGGCCAUUUCUCAGAUCUCCCAUACCUGUACUGAUUCAGUGAUCCUCGUUUAAACAUAAAAUAAUUAUAAUUGUAUAAAAGAAAAAUGAUAAAAUGUCUGUAAUUUAGGUUUCUUAAGUGCAAUUCUUCACUACAAUAUACUGAUUUACAUGUAACGUCACAUUUCCUAAGCACUCCCCCUUAUUACACAUCAUUACAAAAAUGUGACACCCCCCCCCCCUCGACAUGUGACGUCAUUUAUGGAUGGUCCCUAAGCAUAAGCCUAACUACACUACUGUAGUUGUAGACCUAAUACUGUAACUGUAAUUGUAUUAGAAUAGAUCUCAAUUUGCUUAGGCCUCAUUUUUAUUAUUAUCCUAAUUACUUGGAUUUAUUAAGUUUAAAUUAAAGUAGGCUAUAGCGAAUAUGAGUAUAGGCUUAUCUAGGGUACUAAUCCUAUUAGUGUAUAUAAUAUUUGCCUAUAUUUAAAAUAUUCAAGUACUCCUGGGAAAUAAGAAGCCUACUUAGUUAUGAGAAUUGUCAGAUAAUAGUUUUUCUUCUGCAGGAAAGUAAUAAUGUAAUUCAAUUUAUAAAACAGUAUAUGUUAGAAACUAGGUCAUGGUAAUGUCAUGGACCAUGGAGGAAUAAUUCAUUUAUUUCAAUUUGAUCAUUCAAAUACUGAGACCUAUGAAAUUAUCCGAUCAUUAUUAUUGAUUGACUGAACUGACCUCUGUAUUCAUCAAUCUUGAUCACCUACUAUUCAGUUUAUCCCUUAGUUUAGUCUUUGUAGUCUUUGUAAGUUCCUCCAUUUGAACAUGUUUUUUUGUUGUUUUUUUUUAAACCAGGUUUAGACUCUGAGAACAUCAUUACUGUAAAUCAUGAGUCUGGGACUGGUUGGUCGUUUUUUUCAAAAUCUGAAAGGAUUCUACAAUGGAAUCAAUCCAGCAACUCUAACAGGAGCAAUUGAUGUUGUUAUAGUGAAACAACCAGAUGGCACAUAUCAUUCCUCACCCUUUCAUGUUCGCUUUGGAAAGCUUGGUGUGCUCAGGUCUAGAGAGAAAGUGGUGAGUUGAUUUGUCAAUUCCACAUAUGCCUAACUUUGGCCUUGUUUAUGUUGACUUUGAAGAAAAAAAGUGUGUUCCAACAGUGUAUUAAUCAUGUGUUAGGAGGAUUUAGUGUCAUACUGAAUCAAUCAUUGUAAUUGUAAUUAUAAAUAUACUAUGGGCACCCAUUCAAAUAUUAUUCAAAUUUAUUUUAAAAACCAAACUGAAUAGAUUACUGUUUCUAUUAUUAACAACUGUAUGAUUUUCAAUAAUACCAGAAAAACAGAAUAUAUAUGAAGUCAGAGUUUUAUUCUCACUGAUAAUUUCUCAUUACUGACAGGUGGAUAUUGAAGUAAAUGGGGAGGCAACAGAUUUACAGAUGAAGCUUGGUGAGGCCGGCGAAGCCUUCUUUGUUCAGGAGAUUGAAUCUGAGGAAGAAGUUAGUAUUUCAUGGGAGAAAAAACUGCUUAUUUUGUUGCUUUUUUUCUUUCUGCGCUGUAAUAGUUUAAUCUUAUCUGUUUGCUUGCUACUGCGUUGGAAAGACCCAAGCUAUGGUCUACAUUUUACAUGAAUCAGAUGGAGAAUCUUAACGUUAAACAUUCAAAUAUUUUAUUCAUAUCUCUGUACCUAAAGAAAAAACAUUUAUACAUAUGUAUCAAAUAUCUAAUGUUAAAGAUUAACAGAACAUUGAAAUUAUUUAUUCAGUUAUUUCUCUAAUCAUGAAAAUUUUACUUUUCAUUCAAAAUACACUUUAAUCAUUGAGCUAACUUGUUUGAAAUCUUGCUUUUGAUCUAGCUUCUUACUGACAAUGCUCUUAGAUUUUAAGUCUUUUUUUUUUUUUUCAAUUUUUUUUUUUUUUUAAAAUUUUAUUUUUAAUAAUCCUUUUUUAAAAGAUAUGGUUAAUUAUUUAGGUAAGUCCUUCUCAUUUUCUUUUGUUUAUUUCCUUUUCUUUUUUUUUAAUUUAGCUUUUUAAUGACAAUGUUUUUAGUUUUUAAGUUUUUUUUUUUUUUUUCAAUUUUUUUUUUAUUUUAAAAGUUUAUUUGCAAUAAUCCCUUUUAGAAAGAUAUGGUUAAUUACUUAGGCAAGUCCUGCUCAUUAUCAUUUGUUUAUUUCCUUUUCUGUUACCCUGCCUCAGGAUAUUCCAGAGUAUUUAGCUACAUCCCCGCUUCCAUCUUCUAUGCAAUUAAUGGAAAUGGGCAUCCAGGACCUACACAAGCAGAUAAAGGCAUCAGAAAAUGCCAGCACUGCUGCAGAGCUCAAGAAAGAAGAGCCCCCGGGCUCUGCAGAUGUUCAGCUCAAGAUCAGGGACCCUCGCAGUGACAGCUCAUGGGAUGAGCCGAAAAUAAGUGGCAAGCCCAGGAGGAAAGUGCUGAAAAAAAAGAAGCAGAAAUCCACUGGGACCAGACAGAGCCCUAGAUCAAUGUCCAUGCCAGAGAAUGUUACCAAUGAAGAGGUCAUGUUCGAGCUCGAGUUCACCAACUCGUCAGAUGAUGAUGAUGCCUUGAAGCGAGUCUAUGGCAGCAGAAGUUCCAGUUCUCCGGAAAUAAAAGACAUGGACAUGUCGGUUCAAGGCACUACCAGCUACAGAAGAAUCAACUCUUUUGGUGGCGGCUCAUUUGUUACACCCUUCAGUGAUCCAGAGAUGUCACCUGUGGGGAGGCAAGUUCAGCCAUUAAAUAUUUAAUUUUUGUUAAGACUGUGAAAAUAAUUUUGUCCUGGUUAUUGUUAUACCUCUGCCCUUUAAUCUGGUUAAAGUUAAUCUGUUUUUUGGGGGGUUUUCUUUUAGUCCCAUCUGUACCCGGCCCUCCACUCCAAAGAGUGACACUGAGGUGGAUAAGCAGCACACGGAGCAAAACCAAACCUCUGCGUUGAUGGAGACCAGCGCCACCUGGCAGUGGGGAGAGUUCCCGACCAAUGUGGAGACAACUCCCCGCUCUGAGAAGGCGAUCCAUGAGGCCAAAGGUGAAGAAGGUGGGCUUAGUUUUUGUGUACAGGUUGAUUGUUGGCAAUCCUUGUAUAUAAAACAGCCGAUCAAAAAAAAUUAUUUAAAAUUCAUUAUUAUUGAAGCAAUUAAUGACUGUGCCUUCCUACAUUUUUAAUAAAAAAAUUUUAAAGUAGACUUCAGAAACAUUAAAACUUUUGUACUCUUAUCUGUGUUGUUCUGAUAAGAUUUAAGACAAUAUUGAAUCUCUUGGGGUUUUCAUUAUUCUUAAUUAUUUCUUUCCCAAAUGUCUGGAGUCAUUUUUUUGUGUGCCAUAAAUUGAGUAAAGUUUUUUUGUUUUUUUUUGUAUAAGCUAAAAAUAAAAAAAGUGAAACGGGUAGGGAGAACUCAAUCGCUUUAAAGUAUAUUGAUGCUUUGGCAUUGUUUCGUUGUUCAGUAUUACAUCACUGUCAUUUCAAGGCGUCACAUAACAGUCUCCAGGCUCUCACAAACUUGUCAAAUCUUUCUUUUCCAUUUGAAAAGUAAUUCUCUUUUGCUGUGACUAAAUGUGAGAAAUAUUGUGUGCAUGUUGAACCAAACUCUUGAUUUUUAUAAAGUCACUUGAAAUUUACAUCAUGUUUAUUUUUUUAUUUAUUUUUGCCAUCAGUGAAAGGAAGUGGGGGCUUCAUGUCCAUGUGGAGGCCAUCCACCAUCAAAAAGGCAGAAGGAAUAUACCUGGAUGAUCUAACAAGCAUGGACGAUCCAGAGAUGGCAAAGAUUUACCUUGGCAGGACGAGGUUCGUAAGCAAUCUCAUUAGCCUAGAGUUGUUUCUGGGGGCUUAGUUUAAUUUUCAGGGCUACUGAUAAUCUGACUUUUUGAUGUCUCUUGAUACUUGAUAUCUUAAAGUAAUUUUAUUUCCCACCUGCAUUUUCAGUAUUCGUGAAAAUGAGGAUGACACAGAAUCCGGAAGAGGCCAGUCACUACCCCAGUCCCCCAAUUCUGUAGAGGGUGCUAUCGGUGGCCCUGUCAGCUUUACUAUGUCUGAAGUGCGGCACCUGGGCCCCGUGGCUCUUUCGCUGUGUGGUGGUUUGAGUGAUAGUGAUACCAUAACUCUUGACAAGUUCAUGCAGAAGGUUGUGACCUUUGAAGAUCUGGCAGAGAACCCAAACAUCACUUUGAACCCUGAUCUUGUUGUCAAAAUUCAUGACAGGUAAGGAGAAAUUAUCAGAGUAAUAUAAUCUCAAGUAAGAAUGACUUUUUUUUUUGUUUUUUAGGAAAAAUCCGUCAUUUAUUUAUAGUUGAGGAAAUGUAUUGUGCAUAUUCAAAAGUAAUCUUAUAAAUCUAUGUCAUAUUGAAUAAAUAAGCAAUUCAAUACUUAAAUAUAUAAUUUAUAAUAUAUAAAAUUCAACAUUUUAAAGUAUCUCAAGGAGCAACUGUUAACCCACUUAUUUUAUUUCCUACCAGUUCUUUUGUAAUGUUACAUGACCCUUGACCCUUACAUAAUCCUCCUGUUAUGUUAGCUUUGUAUUUUUUUCCCCACCAGGUUUUACAACUGGGCAACAGCUGGCCCAAUGGUGCUAUCACAGAUUGUCUUCCACAAGCAGCUUCCAGACGUAAGUGCAUACCUAGUUUUCAGCUGUUCACUUGUUUGACUAUGUUGAAUUUUUUUUUAAUGAGGGCAAAUCCCAUAGUGAUUAACCUUAAUUUAUCAUUGAACUCAUUAAAUAAGCUCAAAAUGGGGUUAUUCAUGUGGCUACUAACAAAUUAAUAUCAUAUGAAAUUUUUUUAAAGUGGGCCUGCAUACCCAGAAUGAUGUAUUUAACUGCGCUGCUGUAGCUUUGUAAUCUUCAGUUGCAUACCUGGCAAAUAAUAUGAUCUAAGCUAGCAAGAGUGUUAAUUUUAUCUCAAAUUGUUUGUUUGGAUAACCUGCUGAUCAAAGAAUCACUGGCCACAUAAGUCAAGUGAUUAGAAUAGUGCAGCAAUAAUAUGAACGUUGUCUUCCUUUCAACACUGCCGCCAAAUAUUCCCACAAUUUUUUUCCUUAUUUCUCUAUGCAGCCCUCACAGGUAAGCCCACUGCCACCACAGAGAAGCUGACCAGCUAUGUUAGCUUUUGUUUUGCUGUCAGUUAAUAUAUUGAAAUUCUUUGAAAUUUCAAAAAAUCUUGCCCAUGGAUUCAAUUCCCUUACAGAUGUGGGAAAGAAAAGUUCCUGCUUUACAUUUCAAAAUUUUUCUUGACGAAACCCAUCCCAAUUCCUGAUGCCUGCAAGCUAAUCAUUUAUUGGUUUACCUGCCUCUGACAAAAUCUGCUAACUAUCCCAUUGUUUUCCACUUUACUCAAACCCUAAAUUUCCAUUUUAAUUUAUUUUUAAAUGAAAUUUAUUUUGUAUAGAGAGGGAACUAAAGUUUUUUUUAAUUUGUUGGGCAAUUUAUUAAAAUUUCCUGCUUAUUCAAUUAAUUCAAUUCUAAACAAUUUAAUUUUCUCAAACACAUCCUUUUUAUAUUUUUGUACUUAUAAUUUUUUAGAAACAGCAAACUUUGUGGUUAAGAGAUAAAGUCAGUUUAUAAGGAAAAUCCUGCUUUGAAUAGCAUAUUUCUUUCAUAUAAAAGACAUAAGACUGUCCACAAGUGCUCCUAAAACUAAUCCAUGGCCCUUGCCCUUGUAUCCUGAUACUUGCGAAAAUUGUAAAAUAUUUCCGUUUUUUGUCAUGUACCCUAUCCUGCCAUCUCUGUACUUCCAUCUGUCUCUGCAAUUUGCAUUCAAUGUGUUUAAACAAGCAAGCAAUCAAUAAAAAGGGGACACCUUCACUGAUGGUGUUUUCACUCUAGACCACAUUCAAGAACUAUGUAACAAGUUAACAAAAACUUUCCAUUCACCACCUCAAUAAUUGUUUGUUUUAGUGUCUACUGGUGAACUCUUCACUGAGAAUUUAAGCUUGGUGAAAAUACAUGGACCAUUAUGAAAAAGUGUUAUGCAUAUUUGUGAAAGAAAAAUUCCUUUCACUCACUUGUUGUGUUUUCUUUAAGCUGCUAUUUCCAUAAGACACUGAAUCUCAAACUAUUCCACUCUGCUUAUUUUGUCUUAUUAAUGUGACAUAAUCUUCUCAAUAUUGUCCUCUGUAGAAGAUAAGUCAUCUCACAUUGUAAAUUAAUAAAAACUAAUUGUAAUGAAGACAAAUAUUUCGUUCCCAUUUCCUUACAGAGUACUAAUGAAACCAACCUUAUCACUUUUGUAACUUAAUCAUUUUUAUAAUUUACGUUCCUAUCAUCCUCUCAGUGGAAGCAAUGUAUAAAAAAUCUCCACUAGCUGGACUAAAAAAAAAAAUUUCCCAUCCUUUUUUGUUGCAUGUAGAUGACAAUGCUUAAUCAUGAAUGGGUGUAUAAUGAUAUUUUUGCUUUUUACUUUGGUUUUCAACUGAACGGCUUUAAGAAAUUGUACAGGCUACAUAAUUUUUAAAAAUCUACUGGAUGCAUUUUAAACUGAACGGCUUUAAGAAACUUCACAGGUUGCAUAGUUAUAAAAAAUACCUGAUUCAUUUUAAACAAUUAUAAGAAAAUUUUAAGUAGCUUGCGGCACAUUUAAAAUGCUCCAUAUGGAAGUAAUAAUAAGAAUAUUAUGUAAUUGCCAAUGCCAAUUUGACCUGGAUGCUCAAUCUCAGCCUUCUUGCCCUCAGCCUGCUGUCAAGGGUCUAGAGAAGGAACACAUGCCAAAGAAGAAAAAGAAGAAGGGCUGGUUCUCCUGGGGCAGAUCUGCUGAUGUGGAUGUUGAAUCCGGUCUGAGCAUGACUGAAUCUGCUAACCUCAGCAGCACAAACACCACAGGAAUCGUGGAAAACCUGCCUCAGGUGAGUCUCCAAAUUGCUUUUCUUGCCCAUUAGUUUUUGUAGCUGAAUUAAAGUGUAUAUGCACAGAGCCCAUAUGCACAGAGCCCAUACCACCAAUAACCGUCUGUUUUUUUAAAGAACACAAUAUACAUAUUAAGCUUUAAGCAGCCCAGGGCUUUUUAUGAUGUAUCUUAAAGUAAUAUUUUUCCCAUAUUGGUUUAUUAUCUAAAUUAGUAACAAAAACACAUUUUAAAAACAUUUUUUUAACAUAAAUAAAAUUGCUGUUUUAGACUAAAGAAAUUAAUAAAUUAAUAUCCAUGGCAAUGGAAAAAUCUGUAAAGUUAUCUUUAUAAAAAAGAUCAUUGAUAGAAUUUAAUUAAUUUACAAAUAUCUACAUCAGUUAUUGUUUCUUUUCCCCCCGUGUAGAAAGACAAUGCCGCCUCACCUGCCCACUCUCCUAAUCCAACGCCACCAGCUAGUAAUACAAGCACCCCAAGAAAACAUACAGAAAAAAUUGUCAGGUGAGUUCUUGGAGAUAUUUUUAUUUAAUAUUUGUAUAUUGCUGUUUGUAUAAUUGAUUUAAAUAGGUCCCACUCAACAAAUCUCCUCAAGAACACAUUCUUUGUUUUUUUUGUUUUUUUUUCUGCUCUCAAUUUUAAAGGAAACAAUGGAGAAAAAAACACUUUCUUUUUCCAUUAAUUUUUUUAAUCUGGAGAAGGAAUGGACAGUUAGUUAUAUUUAUAUUCAAUAUAAAUGGGCAGAAGAUUAUUUUGUGUGCUGAUAGUGAAGUUGAAUUGGGUGCACUUGUAUCACUUAUUUAUGAUUUCCUCUGUUAUAAAAAUAAACUAAACAGUUGAGUGAAUAUUGCAUGAAUGACUGCUUGAUGGUCACAGGUUACAGCAUGAUGAAAACACAUCCACUGAAACUGACACAGAUGCCUCAGAGAAAGAUGCUUCCAAGUCCCCCUCCCCGCCACACCCCCUUCCCCCUCCUCCCCCGCCUCCCCCACCGCUCUUGGAGGUCCCACACCAGGACAGUGAGUCGGAUACAAGGCGGAGACACCAUUCUUCUGCCAGUGACACAGCUGCCGCAGCCAUCAGAAACAAGAGGGAAAAGUUUAUUAAAACCCUCCGACUGUCCUCAGAGCAAAUUGUAAGUUAUUAGUGUGGGUGGAGAGGGAUUUGGGGGGGGGAGGGGGCUUAUUGAUUAUUAGAAUAGUCAUGUUUUUUAAAGAAAAAGGGAGAAGGCCAUCUGAUUGCUUUUAGUGUAUUUAUUAGUUUCAUUAAAAUCUCAAAAAAGCUUUCUCCUUCUCUGUGGUACCAUUUACUACCAUGCUCUUCUGCUCUUCACCUAGACCAUCUCGUCAUUUCCUUACCACCUUGUCAUUUCCAUACAAUCUCAUUUCCUUACAACCUCAUCAUAUCCGUACAGCCUUGACAUUUCCUUACCAUCUCGUCAUUUCCUCAUAGUGCAAGCUGAACCUGAAGGAGGGCCACAAUGAAAUCUCCUUCUCUGUGACCACCCAGUACCAGGGAACUACACGCUGUGUCUCCCACGUCUACCUCUGGAAUUAUGAUGACAAGAUUGUCAUUUCUGACAUUGAUGGAACCAUUACCAAGUAAGGUUUUCAGUGUAUUUUGCAUGGAAUUUUUUUAAGUCACUUUUACCUGCGUAAAUGAACAAUAUUAUUUUCAAAUUUGAUGAGAGACAUUUUUGCCCAGAUAAUUAUAUUUUUUUUAUAAAGUGAAAGGCUUUUUAAAAUAACUCAAAUAGAAUUAAAUUAGCUCUUCACUCUAUAAAAAAUCUGAGAUUUAAAAAAUAUCUUUACCAGUAAUUCAAUUAAAAGGGAACGUGUAAUAGAUGAAACAUUGUUUAUAUAUGCUAUGAUUCUUUUUUAGGAAGGUUUUAUUUAUUUUUCAUAAUGAUUAGUUACAUUUUUUUGUUCUUACAUAUUUUUCAUAUUUCCUCCUAGAUCUGAUGCACUUGGCCAGAUUCUACCCAUAAUAGGCAGGGACUGGUCCCAGUCAGGUGUGGCCCAACUAUUUACGCGGAUAAACAACAAUGGCUAUAAGCUUAUCUACCUAUCAGCAAGGGCCAUAGGCCAAAGCCGCAGCACUAAAGAUAUGCUAAAGAGUAUUCGACAGGGGGAGUUAGUGCUUCCUGAUGGACCUUUGUUCCUUAACCCAACUUCUCUGUUCAGUGCAUUCCACAGGUGAAUUGAUUUUUACAAAAAAAUAUAAAGACUGUUUGCACACGUAAAAUAUUUAAAUUUAGAGAAUUUGGUAAUUUUAUUAUUUUGAGUAAUCUACACAUGGUAUGGAUGUUAAGUUACUAGUAUCGAUUAUUUUAAUUUUUUCACUUGCGAUCUACUUUUGGAGAAAGAAAUUAUGACACACAAAAAUUAAGUCCUUAGGUGUUAAAGUUAAAAAAACAAUAUUUCUUCUGUGCCCAGGGAGGUCAUCCUGAAGAAUCCUGAGGAGUUCAAGAUCAGUUGUCUCAAAGAUAUAGCAGAUCUCUUUCCCUUCUCACCAUUCUAUGCUGGGUUUGGAAAUAAACUGAAUGUGAGCUUUGCAGAGAUUCUGUUUGAAAUGUAUCCAACAUAAUUUUAGAUGAUGCAUAGAAUUCAAGUAAAAAAUAAACAGUCUGUAAGAAUUUAAUAGUGUUGAAAAAAAAAUAUUUUUAUAAAAAAUUAAAAUAAAGAUGGGCUUUGAGAAAUAAUGCAAAUUUUUGGUAAGGUAUUGGAUAUAUAUUAUAUACCUUUAUAAAAUUUUUUUUUUUAUGUUUCUGGUCUUGUAUUUCCAGGAUGUGAUAGCAUACAGAGCACUAGAUAUUCCAAGCUUCCGCAUAUUCACCAUCAAUCCCCAAGGACAGCUGAGACAUGACCUGUCACUCACAUUCUUGUCUUCGUAAGUAAAAAUAUAUCGGCUGUUUUAAAAAUAUGUUGUCCAUUCUACCCCAAUGUCUUAUCUUCCUGAGUAAUCAUUUAUUAGCUGUUAAAAAAAUAUUUUAUCCAUAAUUCUAACCCAUUUUUUUAUUACAUUUAUCUACAUUUUUUUAAAUUUUAAAUUUCCCCAAUGUAAAUAUACUCAGUUGUUGAAAAAUAGAUAUUGAAAAUAUAAACACCAAAUAAUCAGAAUGUUACAGGAGACUUGCUAUAUUUUUAUUAAGAAAUCAUUGCAUUCUGCUCAAUUGAAUGUUUAAGAUUUUUUUUUUUAAAUAAAAAAUUUGACACAAUUCUAAUUUUAAUUGUCAUCCACAGCUAUUCCGGAAUGUCAGAUAUUGUUGAUCACUUCUUCCCAUCACUGGACCAAAUUGACAGGGGCACAUCCGUUGAGUUUAAUCCCGUAAACUACUGGCGGUUCCCCAUCCCCACGGUCAGCCCAGAGGAGCUUGAGAAGCUGUCCAGUUGUAGUCAAGUCCCAGCAGAAGCUGAGAAGAAAUGACAUGGGGACCAUGGGCACCCAGAGGAAGGAGGGAGCAAAAUGAGCCCAGAAAAAAAACACAAGGUGAAAAACUCAAUGUUAAAAAAGACAAAUGUAAGACAUGAGCCACAGAAAACUGUACAAAUUCAAUGUGAUAAUGACAAGCCUCUAGGGAUUACACCUCACAAUGCCAAGAAAAAUGUAGAGGCCUCGUUUCAGAACUCUGUCGGCACAAAAGCUGACAGCAAUGUUGCUGGUGAUUCACUAAGGGAAAGGACCAUGCGAACCAAAGAAACUGUUCAUCAGAAAAUGGCAGUCAUUGCUGCAGGAAUGUCUGGUGGUGGCGGUCAGGUGACCAGAGACUCUGCAAAUUUGUCCAGGUUUGAUUCAGAAGAAAUUGCUGAUGAUAUAGCUGCAACCCCCUUAACACAAGGUGUCCUAGACCACAAGCUGGAAACAGCCAAGACCAUGAAGGACAACAGUGUUGAUGUGAAUGGAAAUUCCCAAAAUUAUGGUGGGGACCAAUGCAAUAGUGUUAAAGGUUUCAAGCCCCAAACUUACAAGUCUGAUAAUUCACAUUAUGCAUUACACCAGGGAAGUCAUUCUUCUUUUCAUUUUUAUAAAAAAAUUAACCAAAAAGAAACUCCUCUUGCAUCCUCAGAUUCUUCUUACUUGAAGAACUUUCUGAAGAAACCCCAAACCAAGUCUGCCGCACUCAACAAACGUGGCGAUUUUGUCGGAAUGAUGAAACCCCAACAAGACGGUCCAAACUCUUAUGGCCGUCUAGAGCACAUCAUCUCAUGCAGUCGUGAUCUGGUUCCUUCAAUCGCCCCCAAUGUGUACAGCAGCCAAGGACAGAUUUAUGCAAGUAUCCGCAGUGCAGUAGCUCAGGAAGGGAGGGAAAUGUGUGGCAGUAGCCAUUCUAAAACUCACCAGAGGAUUUCGUCACAUAGUUUCGGAUCCAUGUGCACACCGGGAAAAUGUUUCUGUUUUGGUGACCAGGUUUUCUCCUCAGUGUGGGAAAGAAGUUUCCCAUCGUCAGAUGAACUUUAUUACGACUGCUUUGAGCCUGGUGACUACCCUGAUAAAUCCAUGGUUCAUUCAUCAUCAGCUUCAUCCUCCUGUUUUUCACUGAAAGCAUCAGACCAAAAUAUGUCACGUUCGUCUUCAACAUCAUCAUUCAAAUCAAUCCCGGGUUCUCCGGACCCACCAGCAGCCUGCUCCCCUACUGCCUAUUUUUCCCCACGCGAAAUCACACCCAUUUUAUCAUCAGCGGCUUUGCAGACAUCUAACAAGUUCACGUUUUCAGCCUUGCCGUCAUCACCUUCUACACCUUGCACUACGACUUCAUCACUAUCUUCAACAAUCUCCCCACCUUUUGGCUCCAGCCGCAACCAUCAGCAAUCAUCUAUGCCAGUCAUGACUUUGUUUAAUCAUUCGGUUAACUUUUGGAUCAUGGAAAUAGAUUAACCAGAAGAUCAUAUUGUGAAAUUCAUGAGAAAAAGCUGUUUACCUGCUCAAAUAACUAUAAAAACAAAUGCAUCAAGCUUCAUUGUUCUUGAGGCAUUUUAAAAAUCCUCAUUUUAAGUCAACCAUGAUGUCAGUACUCGGCUACUUCCAUAAAGCAGUGCUACAAUGGAGGACUAUAAAAAAAUUAAAUCGCUUCAUUGUUAAGGUUAUACCCUGUUUUUAUGACCGCAUCUCUUCAACUUCAACAUAAAACUCUUUAUUUUUUAAAAUCCCGGUAAAUUGAUUGAUUUAUUGUCACAGUAAUGUUGUGCAGUAAUGCAUAUCUGUUUUAUUCAAUGUUUUUUUUUUUUAAAACAAAGAAUUCUCAAGUUUGCUUUAUCUUUGUAUAUAUAUUGUAAAUAGUAUCAUGAACCCAUAAAGACAUCUAACUCAUAAUUUUUUUUCCUAUUGUUACUUACUGAAUUACAUAUAUUUAAUGUCCAGGUUUUAUAUUAAAUGUGUAGAGAUAGAAUUUUUUUUUUUAAUACUCUUUUGCAAUCAUUGUUUUUAAAUAGGUUUGUUGACAGCUUCAGUUUUAUUUGGUAAGAUUAUUUUGAAAUACACAUAACGCUUGUUUUAGUUUUAGGUAAGUAGAAAUAUUUUGAUUUUACCCCAAUCCAUACUAAGUAUAUUUUUUCUACUUUGUUAAUCAAUAAACCACAUCAUGGAAUUAAACUAUCAUUCCUAUUUUCCGACUGCUAAAGAAUAAAUGGCUCAUGAUUCAGUAUCUUCCCCAUCUUAAAUUCAAAUUUGGUACGGACAAAAAUUAUUUCCAAAACAUAUGAAUUCAUUUACAGUAUUUUUGUCAGUGCUACGGCACCUCAUUUGAAACAUCUUACAAUUCUCAUCUUACAAUUUCUUCUGUAAAUCAUAUUUAAUUAAUGUAUGUGAAGUCAUUUCUCUCAGUGCUCUACUGUUUACACUUGUGUAAAACUUGCCGUCACCUUGUUGUAGCUUCGUUUCUGCAUACAAGUGCAUACAUUAUAAACCAAACAACAAGAGUAGCAUAUCUUUAAAACGGUUUUUAGUACCGAUCAAUGAGACAUUUUUAAUCAUGUGAUAUUUUUCUGCAUUUCAAAUAAAAAUAAAAACUGUACAUAGUACUCUCCGGUGUUUCAAUUUAUGAAGAGGACAAAGUUUUAGAUCAAACCUUGUUUCAAAAAUCGAUAAGUUUGGUUUACAUGCAAAACUGAGCUAUAAAAAAAAAAGUAGCUAAUUUUCGUUUUAUCUGUUGGCAAUGUGACAAGUCAUUAUUCUUUACAUUUAAUUUCAUUGUAAACACACCCAUUAACCGAUACAAAUUUUGUUUUAAUUUUGAUGUGCCUUUUGGUAUUUCCUGCAUCAUUUGAUGAUUUGAAGAAGAAACAAAUUUAGAUACCUAAUGUUUUUAUUUAAUUUUGUUUAUUUUUAAUGUCUAGUAUUAAUCUUAUGAUUUUUUGUUUUUCAUUUUAUUUGAGAUAUUUUCAAUGUUGUGUGGUAACAAAACUCUCCAAAGAUGAUUUUAAAUGCAAAGCCUAUCUUAUUUUUUUUCUAUGACAGUUGAAAUUUAAAACAAUGUUUGAUAUCAUUUCAUGUUAGAAUCUAGUGUACAUAUACUCGGGUCAGUUUUUUUUAAAAACAAAAGGUAAAUUAUGUACAAAGUGUUGAGCAGUAGGGUAUCUUCAAAAAGAAAAAGAAGAAAAUUUGUGUCUUUACAUUAUGAAGUGUUUUCACUUCAAUGAAGUUUUUUGGGGCGUCAUUUUAACAAAUGGACAAGCCUGGCCUCAAAAUUGAUACGUUAGUUUUAUUUUAGCCAUGUCGAAUAGUUUUUUAAGGAAUAUACUUUACACCUAUGGGUAAAAAACCUUUUAAAAUAGGUAAUGUUUGUGUAUUUACGUGUAGCUGUUAAUGAUUCAUAAGUCACUGAUUUUAUUUCAUUCAAUAUUUCAUUUCUGUUAGUUCUGGUACUUAAGCUAUGCUUACCAAAGUUGUUUAUAAAUAUGCAUAUUUUCCCCUAUUCAAUCCAUCGCACUGAUUUUUUUAAAAUGGCAUAUUCAAUUUUUAAUGUAGAUCCUUCCACUCCUGUAAUUUUAGUUAUCAGUUCAUUGCCUUUUCAUUAUCUACCAAAUUUCCUUGGUAUCAUCCAUUCCAAAACAAAUUUUGCACUGUUGGUACAAUUCAUUUUGAUCACCUCUGAAUUUAAUGGGAGCCGUAUCCAUUCAUUUCCUCAGAAACACAAUAGCAAUACCCCAUAACUGUUUCACUUUGGCAACUAAAUUUAAAUAAUGUUAUGAGAUGGAAGAUGUAAUUUUGUACCUCUCAGUGAUUUCAGCUAGGUGUUUCCUUGUGUUAGUGUUGUUUCAGGUCUGAGCAGCGUCAGUUGACAGGAGGCUGAUGUGCUUUUUAAAAAAACUGUGAUACACAUAAUUCUAAUGUAACCUGCCAUAAUGCGUACUUAUUUCUUGGGACCAGAAAUGUUAUACAUCUUCUAUUAAAUGUUUUUUUAAAAAAAGAUGUUAUAGUUUACUCCUACUAACAGCCUAACUCUAUGAUAGUUUGUUUUUUCCCCUCACUCAUAACUGUACAUAAUUGUGAAUGUCAUCAGACUGAAAGUAUAGUUUGUCUAGACUUUGCUCUAGGCUUACAAAUAACACAUAGGUGAUAUGUUGAGAUAUGAAUUGUUACUGACAGCAUUCAAACAAGAAAGAAAGUUAUUUGAAUUGGCUCACAUUUCCUCUGAAGUCAGUAUUUUUGUUUUUGCAGAGAGCUGUGAAUUAUGUGGCCAAUUGAACUGUUUGAAAAAAGCCUAUAUAAACUUUCAAUCGUUUGAAAAGGAAGAAAUUGUUUACCUGGUAUUUUAAACAAUGUCUUUUAUGGUAUUGUGUUUUUAUUCCUGUCAGCUUUACUAGUCAGAACCUGCAUUGUUUUUAAGUCAAGUUUGAUUAAGUCUAAGCUUCUCUAUGACAACCCAACCUUGAUAUGUUAAGAAAUAUUGUUAUAUUUUACCAUAGUUCAGUUGAGAAUCUUUUAUCAAUCAACUCCACAUUCUGUUUAAUAUGCAAGCUGCUUUUUCUAAACUUUAUGAAUUCUAGCAAUGCAUGUAUUUUAAGCCCAAUAAUUUAUCAGUUUAGAACCAAAAUGUCCAAGAAUUUAUUUUGCAUAGACCAGUCCAGUCGAUUUCAUAUAAACCAGUGAAUUCAAGACCUGGGACAUAUCAGCCUGCUGGACCAGCUUAAAACUAAUGUACCCCGGUAUUCUAAGAGAUCUUGGCGUUUUUUAAAGUAUGAUGGAUAUUUCUAAAACAACCUCUAAGAGAAACUCAGAUAUUUAGUUUUUCAACAUGCAGACAUUCCUCUUACACCUUGGACAGUUUCUAAAUUAAGUUAGUGAUAACACUUUCUUAAACCACCCAUUUCAAAAUUCAUCUAAUUGUAUAAAUUAUAAACCUAUCUUUAAUCUUUCUUUCAACGAACAGUUAUUGUUAUCUCGUCUAAGCAUUUUAUUUGAAAAUAUUGCAGAUCAAAUAUAAAAAAAAAACACUUGGUGGUCAUCAUGAAAUUAUAAUUUAAAAAAAUAAUAAAAUUGCCCAUGUCAUGUAAUAACUUUGAGCAGUCAGUGUGAAACAUACAAAUAUCCAACCUUGCUUACUGUGUGAUGUUAUGAUAUCAGGUAUUUACUUGCCAUUAAUCAUUUGAUUCCAAAACUAUUGUAUAUCCAUAUAACUAUUUGAACUAGUCAGUAGUUGAUUGUAGUGCAAUGAUUUAGGUUAUGGGUAGUGUCAUACAUUAGAAAGCAUCAUCAUCCUUCAGCUUCAUUAGCCUUUUGGGCAUGUGCCCUUCCCGCUAAUACAUUAAAAAAAAAAAAAGAGUACUUUUUAAAAUUAUUUGUAAAAAAAAAAAAUUAAUUUUAUUUAUUUAUUCAUUCAAUGCCACAUAAUUAUAUUUUCAUAGGACAUUUUGCCUUUUUUUUUUUUCAUUUCAGUGUUAAAUAUAUCAUUAGGAUCAAAUACAUAAUUACAAUUUAAAUGCAUUAGGACUUGUAUUUUCUAUUUAGUUAGCAACAGUCUGUAUAAUAAAAUGUUAUGUUAUUUUAACCCAACCUAUUUUUUGAAAAUGUUUUUCUCAUUUUAAAAGUUUAUUUUGAAUGUAUUUGUUUUCCCAUUAAAAAAAAUGGCGAGUAAUAUAAAUAUGGUUUUGUAACCAAGACCCAAACCUGUACAUAAGAUUAUAUUAUAUAUAUAUUGUGCAUAUUAUCCAUAUGUAUUUGGUUUGAAAGGUUAAUCGGCUCACCUGUUUCAAAAAGAUGUAAUCACAAAUCAUCAAUCUCUGUCUCAAAUAAGUUGUGUGGACAGUGUGCUGAAUAAUGUGUAUGAUGACUCACUGUAUUUUUUUAAGUACUGCAAUAAUAAAUGAUUCUAUUGAAUACUGUAAAUGUGAUCAUGGCUUGAAAAUAAAGUCAUAAUGAAU